Hyaloscypha bicolor E is the source of this 174-nucleotide messenger RNA. RefSeq lists its product as uncharacterized. The transcript has a single exon. The annotation marks the transcript as partial. The record is from RefSeq and is a predicted model, not a curated record. Lineage: Eukaryota; Fungi; Ascomycota; Leotiomycetes; Helotiales; Hyaloscyphaceae.
UUCUUGGUUAUAAAAAAGGUUACUGGGACUUAUAGACUAAUUAAUACUGCUAUAAAGAUAAAUUUAGUAACCCUACGGGAUACUAACCUAUUCCUAUCUACUAAUAAGAUCUUAGAGGAAUUUAUUAGAUAUAUUUAUAUCUCUCUAAUUAAUUUCUUUUCUGGAUAUAAUUAA